GAGUAUCGAUUUCGGUACCUCUCGCAUGCUAAGCGAACGCUCUACCAAGGGUUAAGGGUUUAACCCUCCUCAUUUGUCAUCGCAGUCUCCUUGCCUGAAUCUGUUUUUUUCUAUGUCCGGUGAUGGCGAAAUCUGCAGCCUUUCACCUGCUACGUUCCCAAACCAAACAGCUUACGUCGAAAAACUUUCAAGCAGGCUACUAUGCUUGUAGAUUUGGAACAUGGCAGCAUACGAUUAUCAAACAAGAUUUCAGAUCUGGGAUGCACCAUAUUGUACCGAGGAGGUGGGCUUCUCGAGCUGCUGCAGUGGAGAAUGACAGUAAGAUCAGCAUUGGACCACAUAAAGGUAGAGAAGCAGGAGAUGGCAAGGACACUGGGAUUGUUUAUUAUGGCCCAAUCUCGUCUACCAUAAAAAAAGUGAAGCUUCUCUCUCUUUCCACCUGCUGUUUAUCUGUGUCACUAGGACCUGUCAUAACAUUCAUGACUGCACCUGACAUGAAUGUAAUUCUCAAGGGUGCUGUUGCGUCUUCUGUCAUAUUUCUAGGUGCUUCCACCACAGCAGCGCUUCACUGGUUUGUAAGCCCUUACAUUCACAAACUCAGAUGGCAACCUGGUUCCGACAGUUUUGAGGUUGAGAUGAUGUCUUGGUUGGCUACAUAUAUACCAAGAACAAUCAGGUUUGCUGAUGUUAGGCCACCAGAAACCAACAGGCCUUUUGUGACGUUCAAAGCAAACGGAAAUUUUUACUUUGUUGAUACUGAGCACUGUCAUAACAAGGCUCUCUUGGCUAAGUUGACGCCCAAGAAAACAACUUAUGAAUCUGCAUUUAAGAAUUUAUGAGAGGUCAUUUUUUGUUAAUUUUGCUAAAGCAGUUUGUUGACAUUAUAUUUUAUCUGAGCUUAUUUAGGAUUAUAGUGGACCAUUGGUGCCUUGUCGUGUUUA
Nelumbo nucifera (sacred lotus) is the source of this 941-nucleotide messenger RNA. RefSeq lists its product as uncharacterized. The record is from RefSeq and is a predicted model, not a curated record. NCBI's taxonomy places the organism in Eukaryota, Viridiplantae, Streptophyta, Magnoliopsida, Proteales, Nelumbonaceae. Gene Ontology annotation, cellular component: mitochondrial membrane. Gene Ontology annotation, biological process: mitochondrial proton-transporting ATP synthase complex assembly.